UCUCUCUCUCUCCCUCUCUCCCUCCCUCUCCAUCUUCCCCCGUCUGACACUUAAAAGAAUACUGUUCAGUUCUGCUCCACUACCCAGUGAUAGUGAUGGCUGCUCCACUACCCAGUGAUAGUGAUGGCUGCUCCACUACCCAGUGAUAGUGAUGGCUGCUCCACUACCCAGUGAUAGUGAUGGCUGCUCCACUGCCCAGUGAUAGUGAUGGCUGCUCCACUGCCCAGUGAUAGUGAUGGCUGCUCCACUGCCCAGUCAUAGUGAUGGCUGCUCCACUGCCCAGUCAUAGUGAUGGCUUCUCCACUGCCCAGUGAUAGUGAUGGCUGCUCCACUACCCAGUGAUAGUGAUGGCUGCUCCACUGCCCAGUGAUAGUGAUGGCUGCUCCACUACCCAGUGAUAGUGAUGGCUGCUCCACUGCCCAGUGAUAGUGAUGGCUGCUCCACUGCCCAGUGGUAGUGAUGGCUGCUCCACAACACAGUGAUAUUGAUGGCUGCUCCACUGCCCAGUGAUAGUGAUGGCUGUUCCACUACCCAGUGAUAGUGAUGGCUGCUCCACUGCCCAGCGAUAGUGAUGGCUGCUCCACUACCCAGUGAUAGUGGUAGCUGUCCUGUCUUCUUCUCUACUUCAUAACAUUCCAUGUUGGUGACGGACCGCUGUGUCCCGUCUACUGGACCAAGCACUAGUUCUAGAAGCACUAACCCGCUGUGGGGUGUUCCAAAUGGCAUAAUUUUCCCUCUAUAGUGUACCACUUUUAACCUGUGCCCCUAUGCACUGUAUAGGAAACAGGGUGUAUUUUUCACCUGUGCCCCUAAGCACUGUAUAGGAAACAGGGUGUAUUUUUCACCUGUGCCCCUAAGCACUGUAUAGGAAACAGGGUGUCAUUUGGGACAUACACAUGGGGGUCUUAAUGACAUCUGUUUGAUGUUUUCUGUCAUCAACUCUGGGACUAAAACAGCUGAUAUAUGGACUAAAACAGCUGAUAUAGGGACUAAAACUGCUGAUAAAUGGACUAAAACAGCUGAUAUAGGGACUAAAACAGCUGAUAUAGGGACUAAAACAGCUGAUAUAUGGACUAAAACAGCUGAUAAAUGGACUAAAACAGCUGAUAUAGGGACUAAAACAGCUGAUAAAUGGACUAAAACAGCUGAUAUGGGGACUAAAACAGCUGAUAUGGGGACUAAAACAGCUGAUAUGGGGAUUAAAACAGCUGAUAUGGGGACUAAAACAGCUGAUAUAGGGACUAAAACAGCUGAUAUAGGGACUAAAUCAGCUGAUAAAUGGACUAAAACAGCUGAUAAAUGGACUAAAACAGCUGAUAUAGGGACUAAAACAGCUGAUAUAGGGACUAAAACAGCUGAUAAAUGGACUAAAACAGCUGAUAUAGGGACUAAAACAGCUGAUAAAUGGACUAAAACAGCUGAUAAAUGGACUAAAACAGCUGAUAUGGGGACUAAAACAGCUGAUAUGGGGACUAAAACAGCUGAUAUGGGGAUUAAAACAGCUGAUAUGGGGACUAAAACAGCUGAUAUAGGGACUAAAACAGCUGAUAUAGGGACUAAAUCAGCUGAUAAAUGGACUAAAACAGCUGAUAAAUGGACUAAAACAGCUGAUAUAGGGACUAAAACAGCUGAUAUAGGGACUAAAACAGCUGAUAAAUGGACUAAAACAGCUGAUAUGGGGACUAAAACAGCUGGUAAAUGGACUAAAACAGCUGAUAAAUGGACUAAAACAGCUGAUAUGGGGACUAAAACAGCUGAUAUAGGGACUAAAACAGCUGAUAUAUGGACUAAAACAGCUGAUAUAGGGACUAAGACAGCUGAUAAAUGGACUAAAACAGCUGAUAUAGGGACUAAAACAGCUGAUAUAGGGACUAAAACAGCUGAUAAAUGGACUAAAACAGCUGAUAUAGGGACUAAAACAGCUGAUAUAUGGACUAAAACAGCUGAUAAAUGGACUAAAACAGCUGAUAUAGGGACUAAAACAGCUGAUAAAUGGACUAAAACAGCUGAUAAAUGGACUAAAACAGCUGAUAUAGGGACUAAAACAGCUGAUAAAUGGACUAAAACAGCUGAUAUGGGGACUAAAACAGCUGAUAUGGGGACUAAAACAGCUGAUAUAGGGACUAAAACAGCUGAUAUAGGGACUAAAACAGCUGAUAUAGGGACUAAAUCAGCUGAUAAAUGGACUAAAACAGCUGAUAAAUGGACUAAAACAGCUGAUAUAGGGACUAAAACAGCUGAUAUAGGGACUAAAACAGCUGAUAAAUGGACUAAAACAGCUGAUAUGGGGACUAAAACAGCUGGUAAAUGGACUAAAACAGCUGAUAAAUGGACUAAAACAGCUGAUAUGGGGACUAAAACAGCUGAUAUAGGGACUAAAACAGCUGAUAUAGGGACUAAAACAGGUGAUAAAUGGACUAAAUCAGCUGAUAAAUGGACUAAAACAGCUGAUAAAUGGACUAAAACAGCUGAUAUAGGGACUAAAACAGCUGAUAAAUGGACUAAAACAGCUGAUAAAUGGACUAAAACAGCUGAUAUGGGGACUAAAACAGCUGAUAAAUGGACUAAAACAGCUGAUAAAUGGACUAAAACAGGUGAUAAAUGGACUAAAUCAGCUGAUAAAUGGACUAAAACAGCUGAUAUAGGGACUAAAACAGCUGAUAAAUGGACUAAAACAGCUGAUAAAUGGACUAAAACAGCUGAUGUAGCACAGAUUUGGUUAUUUUAUUGCUGGACAGCUGCUAUCAGCUUGUAAUGGGCUAUCAGCUUGCGUUAGGCUAUCAGCUUGUUACGGGCUAUCAGCUUGUUAUGGGCUAUCAGCUUGUUAUGGGCUAUCAGCUUGCGUUAGGCUACCAGCUUGUUACGGGCUAUCAGCUUGUUAUGGGCUAUCAGCUUGCGUUGGGCUAUCAGCUUGUGGUAGGCUAUCAGCUUGUGUUAGGUUUGUGUUAUAUUAUUAUGCCAACCUUUAGCAUUUAGUUAGUCAAAUGGUAGCGCUAGCAAAGCCUGCUCUGUUAUGUAAGCUAAUUGUUAGCGAACAACGUCAGCUCUAUGUAGAAUCAAUUGUGUUAACUUUAAUAGCUAGCUAGCAAUCAAACCAGGACAGGAUUUUAAUCGUUGGAUGCACUUUUUAGCGAGUUAAAUAAAUGAGCAAUUCAUUUAAAUAGCUUGUUCUGUGACAUUAGUUACCUACAGGCCCAGAUCAUUUGAUUUCAGUGUUGCUAUACACUCCUACAUUAAUCAAGUUUAUAUAACCAGUAAACAAUCUGUGGUCGUAACAAUCAUUGAUUAUUUCCUCAGAAAGCUACCUGCCAUAUUUCCCAAAUGUAAUGGCAAAAAGCACCAACGUUUCUGAAGUGACAGUAUCGCUGCAUCCCAAAUGGCACCCUAUUCCACUAUAUUAAGCUAUUUUUUACAAGAACCCUAUUGGCCCUGGUCAAAAGUAGUGCUCUAUCCUAUUGGCCCUGGUCAAAAGUAGUGCUCUAUCC
Messenger RNA from Oncorhynchus tshawytscha (Chinook salmon), 3485 nucleotides. Its product is annotated as selection and upkeep of intraepithelial T-cells protein 5-like. The transcript has 2 exons. Bases 923 to 2755 code for a protein of 610 amino acids. NCBI's taxonomy places the organism in Eukaryota, Metazoa, Chordata, Actinopteri, Salmoniformes, Salmonidae. The record is from RefSeq and is a predicted model, not a curated record.